UUCUACAUUUGAAAUAAUGUUGGAAUCAUAUCAGAGUUUUGCGCUGUUCCAGCUGCUUCUGCUGGUCUCAGUGGUGAUCAUUUACCUUCGAUCGACAUCUUCGGGCAGCUUGGAACCGCAGAAAAUGGAGCCGUUGAAGGAGCCUCCGCCGGCCGAUCGCCUCGUCGUUUUUGUGAGGGACGGCCUCUCUGCUCAGACUUUCUUGGGCAACCGAUGCAGAAAUGUGCCCCUGCUGCGGGAACUAUUCCUGCAUCAGGGUAUAGUGGGUAUCAGUCGGCCAGAUACCACAUAUCACCCGAUAUCCCCCUAUAUUUCCUUAUUUUGCGGCUUUAACGAGGAUGCGGCUAGGGUGGCCCGUGGCUGGAUGCGAGGUCCAGCCCCUAUUGACUCAAUAUUUGAUCUCAAACUCAGUUUUGCAUGGACCACGGCGGAACUACUUUUACGCUUUCCCAAAAAAAGACCCAUGCCAAUGAGGCUCCAAACCUAUGAUGCAGACGUUACAAAAUCCUGCUCCGAACUGGAAGAUGCCGUCUGUCGGUCAGAAAAGUUUCUGUCCGGUGAAUCCCGUCAUUUUCUGAACUCCACUGAAGUCGUAUUCUUUAUACAUAUGACCGGAGUGGAACCAUCCUGUGAAAGCCUUCAGCGGAUUCAAGAAAAUGUGUGGAAGCUCUACGAGAGUUUUGAGAAAUCUUUUCCCGACCAAAGAACGGCUUACUUGUUUACUUCCAAUCUUGGGGAUCCAAAAACGCAAAGCUAUUGCAGUCUGGCAGUUGAAUCUCCUUUCUUUCUUUGGGGUUCUGGAGUUGCUCAUAUUAAAUCCAUGCCAGGACGUAGCUUUUCGGCCAAUGAUACGGGUUAUAGGCUGCCCCUGCAUGUUCUUAAUCCUCCUCAUCUCACAGCUCUUAUGAGUGCCCUGCUGGGAGUCCCACCUCCAGUCAACAGUCGUGGAAUGUUGCCCAGGGGAAUGCUCAACACCAGUCUGCGCUACGAGGCCAAUGCCAUGUUGACCAAUGCCAAGCAGCUCCUGGCUCCUCGUCGAUUGAGGGAGCACCAUCCCAAACAGAUUCCGGCCUUCUGGCUUAACUUUCAGAUGAUGGAUAGAUUCUUAAAGGACGCUUUGGCUCUUAAGGAGCAGCAUCGCUUCAAGGCUCUUCUGGAAUACAGCUGCAAUUUUAUGCCCGUGCUGGUCAAGGGAAUGGACUACUUCAAGAAUUACUAUAGAAAAGUUUUAGUUAUAGCAGUGAGCUUUGCUGAAAUCGGUUGGAUAUAUUGCCUGCGUUGUCAUCUGUCGGCUGGAAGAAAGAGCAGGAACCAAUUGGAUAUCCAAGAAGUAACAUUAUCCAAAAACGUAGUUUUCGUCAGAGGAUUUCACCGAUUGUUUACUGGUCUGCUGGUGAUUUUUAUGAUGCUCGAAAGGAUUCCGUUGAUGGUGCAGGCAGUGCUACUAACGCCUUCCCUCUACUGGAAGGUGACACUUAAGAUUGUGAGCGAGAGACCCAAAAUGGUUUGCCGGAAAAGUUUGAUUUCCUCUGCUUUGCUAAUAGUUAUUUGCUUGGGUGCCUUUUACAGACGUUACAUUCUGGCAGUGGGCUACUUGGGAUUCGCAGGCUAUAACAACAGAGAAGCCUUCCGGAAACGGGGAUUGCAGUUCUACCUGUGGCUACUGCUGCUCCUUGGACUCACCGGUGUAUCUGCACUACCAGAAUCGCUGGGUUGCUCGCAACCCCAAGCUCUCAUGUUUAGCAUCCUGCUAACAGUUCUACGUCCCUUGGCCUGUGGGGUGUAUCUAAAUCUCCUUACCUGGCUGAGCAAUAUCCUCGUUCUCCUUGUUGCCUGCGAGUACAUCCUGGUCGGCUGGCAUCCCUGGACCACAUAUAUGGUGUCCUGGAUUUAUUUGAUCUACCUGGCCAUCUGGAAUCGACGAAGUCUUCAGGCCAGCGAGCUGGUCUUCUUUAACCUGAGCACCCUGUACACCCUCAUCUGCACCUCCUACGAAUCGGUGGUCAUCCAAAUGCUGGCCAUGGAACUGCAACUGGCUCUGCGUAUGAAGCUGGAGAGGAACGAAAGCAUUGGGCCGAAGACAGCUGCCCAUUAUAUAUUAGUGUACAGCUGGUACUCCCUCUUCGUCAUUGGUAGCUUUCCUGCUUUCGAUGACUUCCUGGAUAUCCUGCACGAAACCUGCUUUGGAUAUUCAUCACUGACCUAUGGCCUGGUUAUGGUAAUGAAGUUGCUUCUUCCCUGGCUGCUUGUACUCUGCAUCCUGGCGGGAAACUACAGAAAUCUGGCCUCGCACGAGCGCCAAAUCUUUGUGAGGCUGCUGCUCAUGAGCAGUGCCAUGUCUCUGGUGCUUUUGCAUAGGGUCAUCAGCGUGGGUCCCUGGAGGGAAAUUCUCACCAGAUUCGCUGAAUUUGCGGUGGUCCAGGUGUUUCCACUGCUCUGGCUGCUUUUGUGGCGAUUGGCGCAGUUCAAAGUGGGAUCCAAGUGGAUGUCCCAGCUUCCAGAAUGAGUUACUGUUCCUUAUGUACACAAGUUCUAGU
Messenger RNA from Drosophila suzukii, 2537 nucleotides. Its product is annotated as GPI ethanolamine phosphate transferase 1. Gene Ontology annotation, cellular component: endoplasmic reticulum membrane. The record is from RefSeq and is a predicted model, not a curated record. NCBI's taxonomy places the organism in Eukaryota, Metazoa, Arthropoda, Insecta, Diptera, Drosophilidae. Gene Ontology annotation, molecular function: mannose-ethanolamine phosphotransferase activity. Gene Ontology annotation, biological process: GPI anchor biosynthetic process.